CGGAUCUACCAACUAGUGUAAAAUGAAUUUCAGGCAGAGUGAAAGUCGACAGUAUGAACACAACCUCAGAUUAACUUCGUAAAAGUGACUGAUUCGAGUUCAGGGGCUCGAUCAUGACUCAUGGCAGUGACUGCUGUACAGCAGCAGAAGAUGGAGCAGAGAGUGACCAGCAGCAGCCUCUCAUUCUGGAAAGAGUGGAGAAAGAGAAGGGAAAAUCCUGUCGAACCGCUGCGUUGCGUCGGUUGAAGAAACACUGCUCGUGCACCCCAAAGAAGGCUAAAUCCAAGAUACUGGGCUUUUUCCCAAUUCUGAAAUGGCUGCCACGCUACAAGCUCAGGGACUGGAUUCUGGGCGAUGCCAUGUCAGGACUAAUUGUUGGAAUCCUUUUGGUCCCACAGUCUAUAGCUUACUCCUUAUUGGCCAGUCAGGACCCUAUAUAUGGUCUCUACACUUCUUUCUUCUCCUCCAUCAUCUACGCCCUCUUAGGCACUUCCAGACACAUCUCAGUGGGGAUUUUUGGGGUGCUCUGUCUGCUUGUGGGCCAGGUUGUGGACAGGGAGUUGGCUUUGGCAGGAUACCUAACAGAGAGCAGCAUCACCAGUAGUAACAACAGUGCCAUCCUGCUGGCUGGCCCGGGGAAUGGCAGCGUUGAGGUGGGAUGUGACAGAAGCUGCUAUGCGAUCACAGUGGGAGCCACAGUUACCUUUACCGCUGGGGUUUACCAGGUGCUCAUGGGCAUUUUCCAGGUAGGCUUCGUCUCCGUCUACCUCUCUGACUCCCUUCUCAGUGGCUUCGCUACAGGAGCCUCCCUGACCAUCCUCACUUCCCAGUUCAAGUACCUUCUGGGUCUGAAGAUCCCCAGGCCCCAGGGUUGGUUCACUCUAUUCAAGACCUGGUACAGCCUCCUCACCAACCUGGGGAACACAAACAUUUGUGACCUGGUGACCAGUUUGGUGUGUUUGCUUGUACUGAUACCUACCAAGGAGCUCAAUGAUCGCUUCAAAGCCAAGCUAAAGGCCCCAAUUCCUUUUGAACUCUUUGUGGUGAUAAUUGCGACACUGGCUUCUCACUUUGGCCACUUCAACACAGAGUAUGGGUCCAGUGUGGCCGGCGACAUCCCCACAGGCUUCCUCCCUCCCCAGUUGCCCUUAUGGUCUCUGAUUCCCAACGUGGCUGUUGACGCCUUCUCCAUCGCCAUCGUGGGAUUCGCCAUCACCGUGUCACUGUCAGAAAUGUUCGCCAAGAAGCACGGCUACACAGUGGACGCCAACCAGGAGAUGUACGCCAUCGGCUUCUGCAACAUCCUGCCAUCGUUUUUCCGCUGCUUCUCCACCAGUGCUGCUCUGACAAAGACCCUCGUCAAGGAGUCAACAGGGUGCCAAACUCAAGUGUCAGGGCUGGUCAGCGCCCUCAUCCUGCUGCUGGUGCUUCUAGUUAUCGCACCGCUCUUCUAUUCCCUUCAGAAGUGUGUACUUGCCGUCAUCAUCGUGGUCAACCUCCGUGGUGCUCUACGAAAGUUCACCGACAUUCCCCGCAUGUGGCGUGCCAAUCGGGGCGAUACCUCCAUCUGGCUGAUCACCAUGCUGACCUCGUCGCUGGUCAACACGGAGCUGGGUCUCCUCGUGGGGGUUUUGGUGUCAGCCUUCUGCGUACUAGGCCGAACCCAGCAAGUCCAGGUCCUGGAGCUGGGCCGGGCUGCAACCAAGGAGCAUUACGAGGACCUGUCAUCUUACCGCGGCCUUCAGACGCAUCCAGGAGUGGCUGUUUUCAGAUACGAGGCUCCGAUCUAUUACGCCAACCAGAGCUUGUUCAAAAGAUCCCUCUACAAGCGCGUAGGGCUCGACCCUGUGAAGGAGAAAACACGACACUUAAAGUUCAAGAAGAAGAAGAGCAAACAGCAGAAAGAGGUUGCAAAAGAUCCAAAUAUGAAGUCAGAGGGGAAGAAUGCCUGUGAAGAUGAGGAUGUUGAAGCUACUGCGACUGUAAACUUGAUGCUUGACGAGAAAUCUCGUAGCUUGCACAGCAUAGUGAUAGACUGCAGUGCCAUCUUGUUUCUAGAUACCGCUGGAGUGAAUGCUCUGAAAGAAGUCCGCAAAGAUUAUGGAGAACUUGGGGUCAAGGUUGUCCUGGCCCAGUGUAAUACCUCACUACUGGACACUCUGGAAAGAGGGGGAUACUACCCCGACACAAAAGGAGGUGAUGGAGGGGAGAACAGCAUUGUAUUCUUUACCAUCGCAGACGCCGUCCGCUACGUCCAAAGCCUCUCUGCUCCUAAUGGAGACUGUGACACCAAAUGCUAAGGAGAUAAUCUAUCUGUCCAAAUAUCUAUGUUUACAUAUAUGCAGUGUACAACUCACAUGAUGACAAAAUUCAUUGUUGCCUAUGUGCCUUAUAAUGCUACAGUGGUAGCAGCAGUUACAAAGAAGAGAUGCAGGACAGUUACACAAAGGAAGAACUUCAGUAGACAAUUCUUUAUUUAAUACUGCUUCACCAUGUUAAACGCUAAAAGAUUAAAGUCCUCCUUAUAGAAAUUUUUUGCACAGUCAUCCAGAAAUACACCAUACACAGGGUUAUUUAGAGCCAUCUUGAUUAGGAAUAAUGAAAAUUUUUUAUUCCACUAUUAAUGUUCCUACAAUAUUCACACGCAGAGAGGCAACAAAUUUAUCUAGUUAAGGACUAUAGUUUACUGAAAUUAAAUAUUCUUUCAUGCAGUCCUAAAUUGUGGAGUUCACAUAAUAAUAUGUGCUGUAGGGUGGGGUGUGUGCUUUGAGGGGAAUUCAUUUAAGAUUCAGUUUAGUUUGAAGCGUCAUGAUUAAUCAUUUGAAAGGUCUUGCUGUUAAAAUCAAUAUAUGCAAUCUUUCUAUCGCAGUAAUCACAGGUGAAAAAUUCCAUAUUAUCUUUAAAAUAUUUAUUUUAUAAGAAUUAGCCAGACUGUACCUGAACAUGAAUGUACCUAUAAUGCAGUUUUCUCUCAUAGGAGCAAUAAUGAAGGGAAAAGUUUGGGUUUUUUCCAGUGAGAAAGCCUUGGUCAUGUUUACAAAGCUUUUAAGCAAUAAAUUAUCAGCGAUGGGAGACAGACAAACACAUUUCUGUUACUUUGCAUUUUGCAGCCUUCAUAUAUUUAAAACUGCAGUUUCUUGACAGAUGCCUAUUCAGUGCCUAUACUGUACAAAUGUUUUCAUACCAGGUCAUUUCACAUAUAAAUGCCAGUCACCUUUCUACUGUUGUAACUGUAAAACCUAAGUGUUUUCUUUUUCUUCCAGAGCGCAAUUAGUUCCUGAUCCACAAUCUUAUUACCAAAAGAUUUAUCUGUUAUAUCAUAAAUAACCCUGUGGGCCAGGACUGAUUGUGUCACUUUGAUCUACUGCUUUACGUUUGUUCCAUGUUUGCUGAGGGUGACACCAUUACUGACGUAGCUUUAGCCUGUGUUAUUGUAGCUUGGUAAAUACACAGUUGUCAGCCGGGUGAUGAAUGGGGUCAGAGUUUGAAAAACUUCUGUAAUGAACGCGGUGUGAGAUUUAAGGCAAAACAAAAACAGCCUUUUUGAGUUUGUUCUGUUGAACUUAAUCUUGAGUUGUGCUUGUCAGACCUCGUGAUCAUUUUCUUUGUGUGGAAGAGAAUGUCAAAUCAAACUAACAAGCUAGUCUAUAACAUGAUUGCACCUUUGAUUUGCCAAACAUACCUCUAAAGUGAAGUUUUAUUUAAAUAAUUGGGUCCAUUCCUGCCAGAAAGGUCAGGGUUGGAUACAUGACAAUGUGCAAGAGCUAAAGGUGUGACUGCAAAAUUAGUUAAACAAUGUUCCAAACAUUACAGCGGAAAGGACAGGAUGUUCUCGACAGUCAGUGUACGCCUGAAAAAACAGCAGGUCGUUCUAGAGAUGGACCUCUGCAGGACAGUUACUGCCACAGAGGACUGAAUCAGGUCAUCUAAGGCAAGAGCAAUCCAGAUUUGUUACACACAGUCCUCACUAAAGCCUUUUAUGAAAACAGAAAGAAGGGAAACUGAUGCAUGUUGGAGAUGAACUCAGACGAUACUACUGUGUUGUCUGGAUUUGUAUUUGUAGCUUUACUUGUUUCUUAAACCAAACUUAGUGCAUUAAACUACCUACUAACAUUAUUUACAUAGCACUUGUAAAAAGUUACAAAGUUGAUAUUAAUUCAGUUAUUUUAUAAAGUAGUGACAUGUUACAUUCAGGAGUGAAAUAAAAAAAUGUGUAGCCUUCUGCAGUAUAUAGCAGUUUAUUUUUAUUUACCAAAGAUGUAACUGCACAAAAGCUGUCUACAUGAAGUUUUGGGGUUACAGUAACUUUCAUCUGCUUUUUAUCCUGAAGCUAAACUGAAUGUAAAAGUUUAAUCCAGAUUCAGGUCUGUUUUUCUUUACUUAUGUCAUAUCUAUAUAUGUUUAUGACACUGCGGCUGUACAAUUUUCUCCAAGGUUCACUUUCUUAUACCCUAUAAUUAAAAAUAUUAUAUUGUAAUAUAUUUACAUAUAUUAAAAGAUAUGCAAUAUAUGUUAGUGUUUUUUUCUUCACUGUUCAGAUAUAUUUUUUACAUUUAGAAUUUAGAGCGUUUACUAAAGAAAAUGUAAACAGCACACAGUAAAAACGUAUUUCUGUACAUGGUAUAUCCAGGUAUUCUUGCUUGAACAGCUACUGUAUAUUUUGAUUCUGUGGGUGAGUAUCAAAGCCCCAUUGUUAGUCCAAAAGCACCAGGUCUACACAUGCAGCUAUGUGUAUUUACAGAACACCUACAAACUUUUGUGCAGGAAUGUUGUUGUGUGGAACAGAAAUGUUAGAACUUGCACGUCUUUAUAUUCUUUUGUUUUACAACCCUUAAACCCCGCCCUUUUUAAACAACUGCCUUUACAAUCCGGCUGAAUAGACUCACUGAACCGGAGCUCAGGGAAACUGCCACAGCCCAUCCUACUACAAUAUGUCACGUUCAUGUUUUGAUAAGAUGUUCUCAUUGUUUCCUCAUUUCAUCAUCUCCUGUAGUCAUCUCAAACUGUGGCAUUUUAGUGCUCUGAUACUUUUCUGACCCAUCUCCUCUUGGCUGUUUCCCAAUCAAAAUAAAUCAGUUGCUAGGUUUAAUCAAUACAAGUAAAAUAGUGGCUUAUAUUAUGUACUACUGAACAAACUAGUGCAGCUUGGAUGUUUCUUUGUUUUGUAUUUAUGAUUUAAAUUAAAAGACAACUGUGAUAUGAGGGGGCAUCUGAGAUGUUUUCUUUAAUUGACUCAUUUGAUCAACCUAAUGAGACUGUGUGUUUGCUUUAUUCAGAUGUGUUUGUUAAUAUACAAGAAAUGUUCAGGGCUGUUUGGUUAUUACACAGCAGUUGGCAAUGAUGUAUUUUUAAGACUUCUAGACAAACUAAAAACUGUUUGGGGUUUGCAAGAUAUGAUUCUUUUUUUUCAUGGCUGCUUUAGGAAUAAGAUUGUAAAGAGCAUUUAAAAACACUGUAUAUUAGUUCCUAAAGUUCAUCAUGUAGUUCUUCUAAAUAUCCCUUUAGUAGAAGUGUAGAGUGAAGGAUUGAAAAUUUUCCAUAUUAUGUUUUGUUUUCUAAGGUUCAGCAUCAGUUUGGAAUAUAUUAUAAUAUUGUAUUUUGCUAUAAAGGAAGACACAGGACUUAAUGACUUGUGUCAUUGCUUUUGAAUUAAUAAAACACUUUGACAUA
Molecule: messenger RNA, 5670 nt
Organism: Seriola aureovittata
Lineage: Eukaryota; Metazoa; Chordata; Actinopteri; Carangiformes; Carangidae
Gene: slc26a2
Product: solute carrier family 26 member 2
Exons: 5
Coding region: 114-2300 (728 amino acids)
Biological process (GO): transmembrane transport
Cellular component (GO): membrane
Molecular function (GO): bicarbonate transmembrane transporter activity; chloride transmembrane transporter activity; oxalate transmembrane transporter activity
Source: RefSeq, a predicted model, not a curated record